GCGCGAUGCACACUGAACGGACGUGAGGCGAGGACGUGGCACAGACUUAUGUCAAUUCAGCGUCUCUCCUAUAUAAUUGAAUUGUCCAAUGCACACAGCGGCAACGUGGCGCUGGCGGUCGCCAUCGCGCCCUUGCCACGUCUUCUUCCAGUCUCUUGUGGCGUACAAGAACAGACACGUCCGUUGCACGACACUUGUUGCUUACUUAAAACUUUUUAAAAAUGCGAGACGAUAUUGAAUUUAACAUUCAAUUUUGCGAGGAAAUUGAAAAAUAUCCAUGCUUGUACGACUACAGUCGUUCAGAUUAUUGUAAUAGGAGUGCUCAGGACCAAGCGUGGCAGAAAAUCGCAAAAAAAUUUGGUGUUCAAGGUAAGUUUUAGUCUUUAUUACUAUUUAUACACAAUACCUAUCCUGAUAUGGAAUUGGGGCACAUUCUGAUAAAUACAUGGUUAGGUACUCUCUGAUAUUUUUUGCAUUUGAGUGGGUCAGGGGUGGUAAUUGCAAAAUGGAAUCACGGUCACGUCCAAGCAAAAGCAACAUUAAGUCUACACAGGAGGAAGCAAGAGAGAGUGAAGAAGAAAAUCAAGAUGAGGAUAUGGAUGAAAAGUUGGAUGAAACCGAAUCUUCUGGGAAAGAUACAUCAAGUACAAAAAUGCCUCCUCCACUCCUGGAACGGAACAGGAAUAGUAGUGCCAGAAAGAAAUUAAAAUCAUCAACUAUAGAUGAUGUAAACCAUUCUGCCUACAAGUAUUUUGAGGCAAAACAACAAAUGAUAGAACGGUGA
This is a messenger RNA of Acanthoscelides obtectus, 784 nucleotides long. The record is from the annotation of a GenBank genome assembly. NCBI's taxonomy places the organism in Eukaryota, Metazoa, Arthropoda, Insecta, Coleoptera, Chrysomelidae.